Neopelma chrysocephalum (saffron-crested tyrant-manakin) is the source of this 532-nucleotide messenger RNA. It is a transcript of the gene FABP1, whose product is annotated as fatty acid binding protein 1. The record is from RefSeq and is a predicted model, not a curated record. Lineage: Eukaryota; Metazoa; Chordata; Aves; Passeriformes; Pipridae. Gene Ontology annotation, cellular component: nucleus; cytosol. The transcript has 4 exons. Gene Ontology annotation, biological process: fatty acid transport. Gene Ontology annotation, molecular function: fatty acid binding. The coding region runs from base 78 to 461 and encodes 127 amino acids.
AGGACCAUAUAAAACCAGGCUCUGCUUGCAAGCAAGGCACCUUCUCUUGUGUUGGGAGCACAGAGAGCCUUUCCACCAUGAGCUUCACUGGAAAGUAUGAACUCCAGUCCCAGGAAAACUUUGAGCCCUUUAUGAAAGCCCUCGGGCUUCCUGAUGACCAGAUCCAGAAGGGCAAGGACCUCAAGAGCACCACAGAAAUUGUGCAGAAUGGGAAAAAGUUCAAGGUCACCGUGACCACUGGCUCCAAAGUGCUGACAAAUGAGUUCACCGUUGGGGAGGAGUCUGAGAUUGAGAUGCUGACAGGAGAGAAAGCAAAGGCUACUGUGCAGAUGGAGGGUAACAACAAACUGAUCACAAACGUGAAAGGGAUGAAAUCCGUCACCGAGCUCAACGGAGACACCAUCACCCAUACAAUGACAUUGGGUGACCUCACCUUCAAGAGAAUCAGCAAGAGAGUCUAGAAACCUUGCACAUACCAAUCAUUUUACUGUGUAAAAUGCAUCCAUUAAAAUAAAAUUUUUAUGAAAAACUU